AUGGAAACAUCCCCCGAUGUGUUUUCCUCACAUCACCCCGUCGUCCGAGCCUGCAAGGAAAUUGCAUUCGGCAGUGUGCGUGCUCGCGUCGCGGGGAUGGUGUCGAAGGUCUUUGAGCAUCCUUUCGAUCUAGCCAAAGUGCGCCUGCAGUCCCAGGUUCUCGACGCCACUGCGCGAUUUAGCGGUCCUAUCGACUGUCUCACAAAAACCUGGCGUAAUGAAGGUAUGCGGGGAUUGUAUCGGGGGCUGCCAGCACCGAUUGUAGGUGCCAUGGCCGAAAAUGCCUCGCUUUUCCUGGCGUAUGGCGAGCUGCAAAAUGUCGUUCGUAGGAUUUACGCCCAGCCUCUCCCUGAAAAACUGUCAAUGGCCCAGCUGGCCGUAGCCGCCGCUGGCGCUGGUGCUAUCACUAGCUUCGUCUUGACCCCCAUUGAGCUCAUAAAAUGCAAGAUGCAGGUGCAGAUGCUCGUCAACCCGGCUUUGGCUUCGGCCACUGCUACUGCUGGCGGAAGUAGUCGUGGUAGGGCCCUUGGUCCUAUCUCCGUGCUCUUAUCCGUCGUACGAACGACCGGUAUUCGGGGCCUCUGGCUCGGCCAAACUGGCACGCUGAUCCGAGAAACAGGCGGGACGGCCGCCUGGUUCUCCACCAAAGAGUUCGUCGCGACCUAUCUCGUCAACAAACGCACGCAAAGGGACCCGGGGUCUGUGACGUAUGCUGGUGGCGCAGGCUCGGAGGAUGGGAGGGGGACGGGCAAGCCGGAACUGCUGGUGUGGGAGUCGGCAGUGAGUGGAGCGAUUGCAGGAGCGACGUUUAACUUUGUGCUAUUCCCGGCGGAUACGGUGAAGAGUGCUAUGCAGACGGAGGAUGAGAUGAGGCCGCGGGGCGUGGGGGAUGCGAAGGGGAAGGGGCGAAAUUUCUUCCAGACAUUUGGCGCGAUGUAUAGGGCGCAGGGGAUCAGAGGGUUGUACGCUGGAUGUGGGGUUACGGUCGCGAGGUCCAUCCCGAGUAGCGCGAUUAUAUUCGUGAUAUAUGAUCAGCUGAGUAGGAGAUUUGGAUAG
This is a messenger RNA of Pleurotus ostreatus (oyster mushroom), 1056 nucleotides long. RefSeq lists its product as uncharacterized. Gene Ontology annotation, molecular function: L-ornithine transmembrane transporter activity. Lineage: Eukaryota; Fungi; Basidiomycota; Agaricomycetes; Agaricales; Pleurotaceae. The record is from RefSeq and is a predicted model, not a curated record. The transcript is spliced from 4 exons. Bases 1 to 1056 code for a protein of 351 amino acids. Gene Ontology annotation, biological process: mitochondrial L-ornithine transmembrane transport.